CUGGGUGGUCACGCCUCCCCGAGAGAGGACCCCUCCGUGGUGCGGCCUUGGGACUACAGGGUGUGAUGAGGUCUAGAGCUGCACUUUUAGGGGUCUGGGGUCGUCCCUGAGUGGUGUCCGGAUUGGGGCGAUAGAAGCAUGCUGAGUUUGAGGUCGCUUGGGACAGCGCCAGCUUGCCCUGCGCCAGAUUUGAGAAAGGACGCAUCUACACGUUUAUUGGAGAAGUGGUCGUUUCUGUUAACCCCUACAAGGCGCUGAACAUCUAUGGGAGGGACACAGUUGAACAGUAUAAAGGUCGGGAGCUGUAUGAGAGACCUCCUCAUCUUUUUGCCAUUGCUGACGCUGCUUACAAGGCUAUGAAGAGGCGAUCAAAAGACACCUGUAUUAUGAUAUCAGGGGAAAGUGGAGCUGGUAAAACAGAGGCCAGUAAGUACAUCAUGCAGUAUAUUGCCGCCAUCACCAAUCCCAGCCAGAGAGCAGAGAUAGAAAGGGUGAAGAAUAUGUUGCUGAAGUCAAACUGUGUUUUGGAAGCUUUUGGAAAUGCCAAAACCAAUCGUAAUGACAAUUCAAGCAGGUUUGGGAAAUACAUGGAUAUCAACUUUGACUUCAAGGGAGACCCCAUUGGGGGACAUAUCAAUAACUACUUGCUGGAAAAGUCUCGUGUGAUUGUGCAACAACCAGGAGAAAGAAGCUUCCAUUCUUUCUAUCAGCUGCUCCAGGGAGGUUCUGAGCAGUUGCUGCACUCUCUACAACUGCAGAAAUCCCUUUCAUCCUACAACUACAUCCAUGUGGGGGCACAGCUGAAGUCUUCCAUCAAUGAUGCUGCAGAGUUCAAAGUUGUAGCCGAUGCCAUGAAAGUAAUCGGAUUCAAACCUGAGGAGAUUCAAACAGUGUAUAAAAUUUUGGCUGCUAUUCUUCACUUGGGGAAUUUAAAAUUUAUAGUAGAUGGUGACACGCCACUCAUUGAGAAUGGCAAGGUUGUGUCUGUCAUAGCAGACUUGCUUUCUACUAAGACAGACAUAGUGGAGAAAACCCUUCUUUCCAGGACAGUGGCCACAGGCCGAGACGUCAUCGACAAACAGCACACGGAACAGGAAGCUAGCUACGGCAGAGAUGCCUUUGCCAAGGCAAUAUAUGAGCGCCUUUUUUGUUGGAUUGUUAGUCGCAUCAAUGACAUUAUUGAGGUCAAGAACUAUGACACCACAAUCCACGGGAAAAACACUGUUAUUGGUGUCUUGGAUAUCUAUGGCUUUGAAAUCUUUGACAAUAACAGCUUUGAACAAUUCUGCAUUAACUACUGCAAUGAGAAACUGCAGCAGCUGUUUAUUCAGCUGGUUCUGAAGCAGGAGCAAGAAGAGUACCAGCGGGAAGGCAUCCCUUGGAAACACAUUGAUUACUUCAACAACCAGAUCAUUGUGGACCUCGUGGAGCAGCAGCACAAAGGCAUCAUUGCAAUCCUGGAUGACGCUUGUAUGAAUGUUGGCAAAGUCACCGACGGAAUGUUCCUUGAGGCUCUGAACAAUAAAUUGGGCAAACAUGGCCAUUUUUCCAGCCGAAAGACCUGUGCCUCAGAUAAAAUUCUGGAGUUUGAUCGGGACUUUCGAAUCCGGCAUUAUGCAGGUGAUGUGGUCUAUUCUGCCAUUGGAUUUAUUGACAAAAAUAAAGAUACUUUGUUUCAAGAUUUCAAACGUCUCAUGUAUAACAGUUCAAAUCCUGUGCUGAAGAAUAUGUGGCCUGAAGGCAAACUGAGCAUUACAGAAGUGACCAAGCGACCUCUGACCGCUGCCACCUUGUUUAAGAAUUCUAUGAUUGCUUUAGUAGACAACCUUGCUUCAAAGGAGCCAUACUAUGUACGUUGCAUCAAACCCAAUGACAAGAAGUCCCCACAGAUAUUUGAUGAUGAGCGCUGUCGCCAUCAGGUGGAAUACCUUGGACUACUGGAGAACGUGAGAGUGCGCCGGGCAGGGUUUGCCUUCCGCCAGACCUAUGAGAAGUUUCUUCACAGGUACAAGAUGAUCUCUGAAUUCACCUGGCCUAACCAUGACCUUCCUUCAGACAAAGAGGCUGUCAAAAAACUCAUAGAACAAUGUGGUUUUCAGGAUGAUGUAGCUUAUGGGAAGACCAAAAUUUUCAUUCGAACACCCCGUACAUUGUUCACCUUGGAAGAACUCCGUGCCCGGAUGCUUGUGAGGAUUGUCCUCUUCCUACAAAAGGUGUGGCGUGGCACCCUGGCCCGAAUGCGGUACAAGAGGACCAAGGCAGCUCUGACAAUAAUUAGGUACUAUAGGCGCUAUAAAGUGAAAUCGUACAUCCACGAGGUAGCCAGACGUUUCCACGGUGUCAAGAACAUGAGAGACUACGGGAAGCAUGUGAAGUGGCCAACCCCACCAAAAGUCCUGCGCCGUUUCGAGGAGGCUCUGCAGUCAAUUUUUAAUAGAUGGAGAGCAUCCCAACUCAUCAAGACCAUACCUGCUUCAGACCUUCCCCAGGUCAGAGCAAAGGUUGCAGCCAUGGAAAUGUUGAAAGGUCAAAGGGCAGACCUUGGGCUCCAGAGAGCUUGGGAAGGCAACUAUCUUGCCUCGAAGCCAGAUACACCCCAGACCUCAGGCACUUUCGUGCCAGUUGCUAAUGAACUGAAACGCAAAGACAAAUAUAUGAACAUCCUCUUUUCCUGUCACGUCCGAAAGGUGAAUCGAUUUAGUAAGGUAGAAGACCGAGCAAUUUUUGUCACUGACCGUCACCUGUAUAAAAUGGACCCCACAAAGCAGUACAAAGUGAUGAAGACUAUCCCUCUCUACAACGUAAGUGUGUGUCAAAUAUAAGACUCCUGUUUUGUA
This is a messenger RNA of Cricetulus griseus (Chinese hamster), 2837 nucleotides long. NCBI's taxonomy places the organism in Eukaryota, Metazoa, Chordata, Mammalia, Rodentia, Cricetidae. The record is from RefSeq and is a predicted model, not a curated record.